CCCCGCUCACCACUCGGGAGUCCAGCUCCAGGCGCGCAAGGCGGCCACCGAGCGAGCGCGCUUGCAGCCGCUCCCGCCCCGUGCAUCCGCAGCUACCGCGCCUCGGCGAGACUCAGAGACCCAGAGACCGACCGACGGACCCGCACAGUCGCAGCAUCCUGGAGGAGAACAUGCUUGCCAACUCAGCCAGUGUGCGGAUCCUCAUCAAGGGAGGCAAGGUGGUGAACGAUGACUGCACUCACGAGGCGGACGUCUACAUUGAGAAUGGCAUCAUCCAGCAGGUGGGCCGAGAGCUCAUGAUCCCCGGUGGGGCCAAGGUGAUUGAUGCCACCGGGAAACUGGUGAUCCCUGGAGGGAUUGACACCAGCACCCACUUCCAUCAGACCUUCAUGAACGCCACCUGCGUGGACGACUUCUACCAUGGGACCAAGGCAGCACUGGUUGGAGGCACCACCAUGAUCAUCGGCCAUGUCCUGCCUGACAAGGAGACGUCCCUUGUGGAAGCCUAUGAGAAGUGCAGGGGUCUGGCCGACCCCAAGGUCUGCUGUGACUAUGCCCUCCAUGUGGGGAUCACCUGGUGGGCGCCCAAGGUGAAAGCGGAAAUGGAGACUCUGGUGAGAGAGAAGGGGGUCAACUCCUUCCAGGUGUUCAUGACCUACAAGGACUUGUACAUGCUUCGAGACAGUGAGCUAUACCAAGUGUUUCACGCCUGCAGGGACAUUGGGGCGAUCCCCCGGGUCCACGCUGAAAAUGGGGAGCUGGUGGCCGAGGGUGCUAAGGAGGCUCUAGAUCUGGGUAUCACAGGCCCAGAAGGAAUCGAGAUCAGCCGUCCAGAGGAGCUGGAAGCUGAGGCCACUCACCGUGUCAUCACCAUUGCCAACAGGACUCACUGUCCCAUCUACCUGGUCAACGUGUCCAGCAUCUCUGCUGGUGAUGUCAUUGCAGCUGCUAAGAUGCAAGGGAAGGUGGUGCUGGCUGAGACCACCAACGCCCAUGCCACUCUCACAGGCUUGCACUACUACCACCAGGACUGGUCCCAUGCAGCCGCCUAUGUCACAGUGCCUCCUCUGAGACUGGACACCAACACUUCCACCUACCUCAUGAGCCUGCUGGCCAAUGACACUCUGAACAUCGUGUCGUCAGAUCACCGGCCAUUCACCACAAAGCAGAAAGCCAUGGGCAAGGAGGAUUUCACCAAGAUCCCACACGGUGUGAGCGGUGUGCAGGACCGAAUGAGCGUCAUCUGGGAGAGGGGAGUGGUUGGAGGAAAGAUGGACGAGAACCGUUUUGUAGCCGUCACCAGUUCCAACGCAGCCAAGAUUCUCAACCUGUAUCCCCGCAAGGGCCGCAUCAUCCCCGGAGCUGACGCCGAUGUGGUGGUGUGGGACCCGGAAGCCACAAAGACCAUCUCAGCCAGCACCCAGGUGCAGGGUGGAGACUUCAAUCUGUACGAGAACAUGCGCUGUCAUGGCGUACCGCUGGUCACCAUCAGCCGGGGACGUGUCGUGUACGAGAAUGGCGUCUUCAUGUGUGCAGAGGGCACCGGCAAGUUCUGUCCCCUGAGGUCCUUCCCAGACAUUGUCUAUAAGAAGCUGGUGCAGAGAGAGAAGACCUUAAAAGUGAGGGGAGUGGACCGCACUCCCUACCUAGGGGACGUCGCUGUUGUUGUCCACCCUGGGAAAAAAGAGAUGGGAACACCACUGGCAGACACUCCCACAAGGCCCGUCACCCGGCAUGGGGGCAUGCGGGACCUUCAUGAAUCCAGUUUUAGCCUCUCGGGUUCUCAGAUUGAUGACCACGUUCCAAAGCGGGCCUCAGCUCGGAUCCUUGCGCCCCCUGGAGGCAGGUCGAGCGGUAUUUGGUAAAGGCUCUGACCAGCACUGCCGCCCCCCAAGUGAAGAUGCUCCACCGCCACCCGCCUGCACACCUUCCGGCCACAGCUGCAGCGGGUGGGAGAGGUUGGGCUGGGCAGCGCACCAUCAGUGGG
Acomys russatus (golden spiny mouse) is the source of this 1987-nucleotide messenger RNA. It is a transcript of the gene Dpysl5, whose product is annotated as dihydropyrimidinase like 5. Gene Ontology annotation, molecular function: hydrolase activity, acting on carbon-nitrogen (but not peptide) bonds, in cyclic amides. The coding region runs from base 171 to 1865 and encodes 564 amino acids. Gene Ontology annotation, cellular component: cytoplasm; cytosol. The record is from RefSeq and is a predicted model, not a curated record. NCBI's taxonomy places the organism in Eukaryota, Metazoa, Chordata, Mammalia, Rodentia, Muridae. The transcript is spliced from 13 exons.